AUGGCUUUACUUGGGCUGUUGGUGCUCGUGUUGGCGCUCGCAUCGAGGGGGGCGGUCGCGGGAUCGGCGGCAGAAUCUUGUUCCCAGGUGUCGAGCAACGCCUGCAUUCAUAAUGCGCAGCGCAGCAUGGGUGUGGUGGCCGUCGAAGAUGCUGGUGCCUGUUGCCAGCUGUGUUUGAACACCAGCGGCUGUCGUGCUUACACGGCCUGGCAGCAACCCAACGGCACCAUGUCUUGCAACCGCUUCACGACCUCCGAUCCCACCAAGAUCGCGAGCGGCAAUUGCACCUCCGGGCUGGGCAAAAAAGUGCCCAACUUCAUCUUCGUCUUCCCAGACACGCUGCGUGCAGAAAGCUUUGGCGCGUAUGGCAAUCCUUUCCCCAAUGUCUCGCCCAACUUGGACAAGUUUGCUGAAGAGGGCGUCCGCUUUAACCAAGCCCAUGUCAUGCACACCCAGUGUUCCCCCUCGCGAUGCACCAUGGUGACGGGCCGAUACAUGCACCUGCAGGGCCAUCGUACGCAAACCCAUCUCGUUCAAGACUACGAAGCCAACUACUUUCGCAUCUUGAAAGAACACGGCUAUCAUGUGCAGUACUUUGGCAAGAACGACAUGUUCUCUGCCAUGGCUUUCAACCUGUCCGUGUCCGCGUGGGCGGGUAACAUUGGCUAUGCGUCGGGAUCAAACCCCUUCCCUUUUGGAGAGACAGGUUAUUACUCCUUUUUGCGCACCGGCGCCGGGGCCGUCAAUGCCUCAGACCUCUCCAACGGCGACACGCUUGGCGUGCACAACGCCAUCAACUUUCUGAACAGCAAACCACCGGAGCCGUUUCUGCUGUUUUUGCCCAGUCGCGGUGCCCAUCCACCCUAUGGCGCACCCGCACCUUUCCACAAUCUUUUCACAGCUGACAAGGUCAAGGAAAAGAUCAAGCUGCGCCCGCGCAACAUUGCCUCCAAGCCCACGUACAUGCAAAACAGCAAUGGCAUCCCUCACUUUCGAAACCUGACAUAUCUGAACGACGACUUUUUCUACCAAAUCCAAGCAAAUUAUCUCAACAUGAUUGCCUACACGGACUGGCUGUUUGGCAACUUGCUGGAGGGCCUUGAUCAAUCUGGCCUACGCAACAACACGGCCAUAUUCUUUAGCAGUGACCACGGCGAUUUCGGCGGAGACUUUGGUCUGGUGGAGAAAUGGCCCGGAAGCAUGUCGGAUGUGCUCACACGCGUACCACUUUUGGCUCAGGUCCCAGGUGGGGCCAAGAAUCACGUCGUGGAGGCGCCCGUGCAAACGGCCGACAUCCUCGAGACCAUGCUGGCCCUGGCCGAAAUCGAUGUAGACUUUGUGCGCUUUGGGCAGAAUCUCGCUCCACAGCUCGCCGGCAGCGAGGGCCAACUCAAUCGCACUGUGUACUCUGAGGGUGGGUUUUACUUUUCCAACGAACAGAUGAUUGAGGCCAACGAGUGUCUGAGUGGGGGCCCAAAAGCGGAUUACUAUCCCCGGGGUCUUGAAGAAGCCCAACCCAACGGCUCCCCCCGCGCCGUCAUGCUACGCAACCUUACCGCCAAGCUUGUGUAUCGCCCCACGGGCAUCUCUGAGCUCUACAACCUGACGGCCGAUCCAUUGGAGCUGAGCAAUGUGUUUGAGGAUGCCGCUCAUGCAUCGCUGCGAGCCGCAAUGAUGCAACAGCUGACGGACUGGAUGGUGCUGACCUCGGAUGUGACACCCGUGGUGACUGACAGCCGUGGCGCCCCCGGCUAUCCAUACCCCAUUGCUGCUGAAUGUGCAGUUGAGCCGCUGCCCGACGAAGCUGUGACUGCGAUUGAUCCUCUGGAUUAUCUGGCCAUCAAUGGUGUGCGGGAAUAA
Molecule: messenger RNA, 1860 nt
Organism: Monosiga brevicollis MX1
Lineage: Eukaryota; Choanoflagellata; Craspedida; Salpingoecidae
Exons: 9
Coding region: 1-1860 (619 amino acids)
Molecular function (GO): iduronate-2-sulfatase activity
Source: RefSeq, a predicted model, not a curated record